GUUGUCAGCCCGCCCAAUCCGCCCCCACCAUCCUCGGUCCCGCCGGCCGGGCUGGGCUCGAGCGGUUCGCUGAACCACGCGACCGCCCCCACGACGCCCCAUCCGCCCGGGUACCAUCAUCCGCGGAACUUUUCUUCGCUGCUCUACGCCCGCAAAUCGUCCAGCCCGGGUCGGCAGGGUCCGACCGGGGGCAGUGCGGGGAGUGGCCGUGGUCGGUACGGGAAGGCCGUACGGGGUGGUGGGUUGAGCACCUUGCCGCGCCCGGUCGCCCGUCGGACGGCGGCCGCAAGCGAACUGCGGCGAAGUUCGGCGGCCGGAUUGAACGUCGUCUCGCAGAGGCCUCCGCUUCCGCCGAGGAUCGAACUGCGCAGCCACAGCUACGACGGGCUGCUGGAUGACGGUGGCCAGGGCAUCCGGCGGAAGGUGGUCGGCACGACGAUGGCGGUGCCGUCGCCGAUGGCAUCGAUGACAACCGAAGGACACGAUCGAGUGGAUGGCGUCGCGAGUGUCGCUGCGCCCAGCGAGGGUGAAGUCAGCGAGCAACAGAAGGAGCAGCUGAGAUUGGGAAGGAAACCUUCCAUGUCCGUUGUUGCAGGCGCGGGAAGUGGCCCCGGCUCGGCUGGUGGCGAAACGAUCAAGAGCAAAAAUCGACGAUCGCGUAGCAUGGACGACCUGUUCGACGACGAUGUUAGAGGGCAAGCGGUGGAGUGCGAUUUCCUGGACAACACCCAGAGCAUGGAAACGCUGCUGGGCAACGAUCAUCAGAGUCUCCGGGUGAUGCACGAACCGGCCGGAAGUUCCCCACCGGAAUCACCCGGCGCCACCGAGGAUGCUCCACCCGAAGUGGAAGAGGUCCGCUCGAUGGGCGGCAACAUCUGCUUCAACCGUCGCUUCGUGCACGAUGACGAGGAGCCGGAAGGGCGCCAGGAAGACGUGCCUCCCGUCGAGGAUCCACAGGACUUCCCCUCCCUCACGACCUCCCACGAGCAGCUGUGCGAAAACGAAACCAUCACGGUGGACAGUACGCCCCGAUUGGCCCAGGAAGAGGAGGACGUCCAGUCGACGCACUCGUCCGCGACCGCAUCGUCGCACGGGUCCAGCUCCGGCCCCAAGAAAGCACCCAAACCGCUCAUCAACCGGUACGUGAAGAAGGUGAAGUCGCUCAUGAAAAUGUAGGCCACCUGCCCUCCCCAUCUCGAAUCGAUUUCGAAAAGCUUCUUGUGAUCUGUGUUACUGGUUUCCUUUGUAACCGUAACUUCCCUUAGGAAAAACGAACGAAAUUUAUUACUCCACUGCGUUCCACAAUCACUCCUAUCCUUAACUUAUUGUUUGCGUUUUUUUGUUUGGAUUCAUAUCGAAGUCCUAUCGAUCAGUAUACACUUAGCCGCCGAAGGAAUGAGGUAUUUUUCUUAAGUUUAUUUUCGUUUUUUAAUUCCCAAUCAUGUGAGGGAGUAAGUUACACUGGUAAGAGUUUUCAUCUCUUAAUAUAGGUUUUUAACAAAUUGACGAGUAGCCUGCUCGAGCAGGAAAUAGAAUGAUAGAAAGAGAUACGGACAAGGAUAUUGUCUAACAAACAAAAAAACACACAUAAAAGUGUAGUCCAUAACACAAAACACAAAUAUUUACUAGCCUCUUAGUCUACCUAUUUGUAAUGUAACGUUUUAUCUCGUAAGUUCAAACCAAUCUACUGCUAAACUACUUACACCAUUGUGAUUAUUUUCGCGCGCUGUUGCGUGAGAUGUUGGACCGUUGUAAAAUAUAUUAUUUAGCGUGCGUGGGUCAGUACCGUCUGCGGGUGCUGCGCCAAGAGAUAAAACUGAAUGUAUUGGUUUUUAUGGCUAUUUUUCGAACUGAAAAAUUGUGUACCCAAUCGUACGGUGCUUUUUGUAACCGGUGAGGAAGAAUUAGCGGAAGAGAGCGGAAUAUCAGCCGAAACGUAGCGGAUCAGAACGAGGAAAAAAAAGGGCUAGGCCCUCUUUCCCCUCACUAGGGAAACUCAGGACUCACCAUUAAACCAGCGUGCGUGCUCUGGAACGCUUGCUUUGCCUUUAAGAUGUUCAUAGUUCUGUUGUGCUUUACCAGCUGCUUUACGAUGUAAAUAUAUCUCUUCGCGGCUAGGAAAAUUACCGUAUAGUUGCGCGCCGCUAACAACUGUAUGUGCUUUACGCAUCAGACCACACGACGAGUGUCGUUUAGUGUACUCGCGUUCGGUGUCGAACACUUUACUGUACGUUGUUUUCGUCCAAAACAAUCGUACAGCCCCGGUCAAAAUGGUACUGAAGGCAACGAAUCGAAAACUAGUGCUUUAAGAAUGUGAAAAUCGACGUGUAUUAAGGGAAAGCGAAAUCUAAUCAUCUUUCUUGCUUUGAGAAUACAAAUAAAGCAAUAUUUAUCUCAUA
Molecule: messenger RNA, 2399 nt
Organism: Anopheles coustani
Lineage: Eukaryota; Metazoa; Arthropoda; Insecta; Diptera; Culicidae
Product: NAD(+) hydrolase sarm1-like
Exons: 1
Source: RefSeq, a predicted model, not a curated record